Messenger RNA from Nakaseomyces glabratus, 660 nucleotides. RefSeq names its product carbonate dehydratase NCE103 (gene NCE103). Gene Ontology annotation, cellular component: cytoplasm. The record is from RefSeq and is a predicted model, not a curated record. Gene Ontology annotation, biological process: cellular response to oxidative stress; cellular response to carbon dioxide; carbon utilization. Lineage: Eukaryota; Fungi; Ascomycota; Saccharomycetes; Saccharomycetales; Saccharomycetaceae. Gene Ontology annotation, molecular function: zinc ion binding; carbonate dehydratase activity.
AUGACUAAAGACACUAUAUUUACACUGACCGGGAAAUGCGCUCUAGACAACAUACUGGAUGCCAACAGACAAUGGGCACAAGCUAUGCACCGCUCGCAGCCGCAGUUGUUUCCUACCAACGGACAAGGGCAGGACCCACACACUCUUUUCAUUGGGUGCUCUGACUCACGCUACAACGAGGAUUGUCUGGGCGUCUUGCCAGGUGAGAUUUUCACGUUGAAGACUGUUGCUAACAUAUGCCACACAGACGAUCACUCUUUGCUCGCGACGCUGGAGUUCGCCAUCCUGAACUUGAAAGUAAACAGAAUCAUACUGUGUGGACACACAGACUGUGGUGGUAUCAAGACCUGUCUGCUGGGCAGAGAGAGCAUAAAGGAAAGCUGCCCACAUCUAUAUGAACACUUGGACGACAUAGAGGAUCUGGUAGAAUCACAUGAAUCUGAGCUGAACCAAUUGGAUAACAUAUGCUCGAAAUCAAAACUAAUGUCUCACAGAAACGUUGAAAGACAAUUGCAAAGAUUGCUGCAAAUCCCAGUUGUGCAAGAUGCACUAAGGAACAGCAACCAGGAUCAUGAGUUCAAUAUUUUUGGACUUGUAUAUAACGUGGACUCGGGCCUUGUCGACGUUGUAAGAGAGGUCUAUGGCAAUCAACAGAAAUAA